Messenger RNA from Hermetia illucens (black soldier fly), 4990 nucleotides. Its product is annotated as BTB/POZ domain-containing protein 7. The record is from RefSeq and is a predicted model, not a curated record. The transcript is spliced from 3 exons. Gene Ontology annotation, molecular function: protein binding. Lineage: Eukaryota; Metazoa; Arthropoda; Insecta; Diptera; Stratiomyidae. Gene Ontology annotation, biological process: morphogenesis of a branching epithelium. The coding region runs from base 439 to 3102 and encodes 887 amino acids.
ACCUGCCUGGGGCUGAAAAGUCAACUAUUUAUUUUCAAGAUUCAGCAAAAACAGCCAUGUUUACUUUACUCCAACCUGACACGGCAUCUAGUACGUUUUGACGUAUGAUGUACACCUGUUUCUGUCAAGGAUCGGAGGGUGUUUAUGUCGCUGGAAAUUGACGAGGAUUGCGGAAAAUCAGUGAGAAAUUACGUGAAAGUGUCCGUAAUCGAGUCACGCACGUCGGUGCACGGAGUGCGAACAGUUCGGGUAGGCGUUUGAGCGGAAAAGAUGUCGUAAAAGCGGGCGACGUCGAUGCUGCGUGGUCGCCACCAAGAUGUUUGUAAUUAAAGAAUUUUAGGACCCAAUAUGCAAAACAAAACGGAAAUUUUAUAAAACUCACUUCAACUAUCGAAGUCUAAUUGGAGCGAGGCCGAUUGAAAUUCCAGUCGGUCUAAAAUGGGGGCGGCUACCUCAUCCGAUUGUCAAGCGAUUCCAUCAACAUCUGGUGGUCUUGGGCAACCGAUACCAUCAAGUGGAAGUGGAAUUGCAAGUGGCGGAGCCAGCGGAGCUUCACACUUUCGGGAACAGCGUCGCAAACGUGUAACAGGCUUCGCUACAUUGAAACGGAAAUUCAUCAGACGUAGACGUUCAUCAAAGGCUUGUGAUCAUGCGCGGGUUCUUCGUGAUUUUGUUUCGGACUGGAGUCCACUAGAAUUAGCGGCGUUAUGUGAAGAAUAUGAAGCUUUGGCGGCCCUAAAAGAUCUCUCCGUUCAAGCGGAAUUAGCACGGCCGCCUGCAACUACUUUCAAACAGGACCUGUCGACAUUGUUCGACAUGAAAACCUGUACAGAUUGUGAUCUAGUUUUUCGUGGUACUGUAUUUCCGGUUCAUAGAUCUAUACUAUCGGCUAGGUGUUCAUAUUUUCGCGAGUUGCUCGCUGGAUGUCCUGGAUUUGGUGCUCGGAUUUGUCUGGAACUCCCCUCGUCACCAAUCGAUGUUCAGAUGUUCUCAUCACUGUUGCGUUAUUUAUAUACUGGGGACUUGUGUCCGCACGAUCCAACUAUUGAUAUUAAUAUCCUUAGACAGCUGGGCGACGAUUUUGGAACUCCAAAUCCAUUGGAGCACGAUUUGCGGUAUCUGUUGGAGACCGGUGAUUAUGCAGAUGCAGCUCUAGUUUUUACGUCCGAAGGCAACGACUACCAUCGGCCAGAUUCAGGGAGUUCCGAAUACGGAUUCCGGCCCAAGUUGGAACUACAAUGUCACAAAGCGAUACUCAGUGCACGGUCGCCUUUCUUUCGCAAUCUAAUUCAACGGCGGACAAGGAAUGUGGAAGAGUAUGCUGAACGGGCGUUGCACGUUCCUACUAGGAUUGUUUUGGAUGAAAGUGUAAUACCCAAGCGAUAUGCUCGAGUUUUACUUCAUGCAAUCUAUCUGGACACGGUAGACUUAACUCUGAUAUUACGUGGAGCUGGAAGCGGCAGCAGUGCAGGUAGCCUAGGUGAAGUUCAUGCUCUUACGCAUACAGGACGCGUUCGUCCCACACCACUAGAGGAAGCUAUGGAACUAUAUCAGAUUGGAAGGUUUUUAGAGCUAGAUAUUCUAGCGCAAGGGUGCGAAGACUUGAUAUUAGAGUGGCUAACGUUAGAAACUUUGCCAACCGUACUCAAAUGGGGCAGCCAGCCACAUGGUUCCGCCUGGGUAUAUCGACAAGCGUGCCAAUAUCUGCGGGAAGAAUUCUCCGCAGUGGUUAAUUCACAAGUUUUACAUCAGUUGGACAAAGCACAGUUGAUUUGUGCACUUCAGAGUAAUUUCUUGCAGGCUUCAGAACUAGAAGUUUUACAGGCAGUACUUAAAUGGGGCGAAAUAGAACUCAUCAGACGAAUGGAAGAUCGAGAACCGAAUCUCCUAAGCCACACAGCGCAUUCAGUAACCCGCAAGGGUGUAAAAAAACGGGACCUUAGUGAUGUAGAAUUAAGAGAAAUACUAUCAGAACUAUUACCAUUAGUGCGAAUGGAUCAUGUUCUUCCGCCAAAUAGUGAUAUUCUAUGUCAAGCAAUACGUCGGGGACUAGUUAGCACCCCGCCUUCGCAUAUGAUUGGCGACGAACGCGAAAAUUUGCGUGUGAAUGCAUGGAUUCGAGGUGGGAAGAAUCAAGGGCUGUUUGUACGUCCACGCCUGUUUAUGCCCUACUACGAAGAGGUAAAGGCUUUGCUUGAAGAUCGAAUGGCCUCCUCACAUCAUGUCGAGCUGAUGAGGAUACGUAGAUCUCGUCACCUGCCCGACAUACCGGACACGUUAUACAUGGUGUCUCGAAUGAAUGCCGGAACGGACAGUGUUGACGUUUUGGCCGCUGCUGCAGCAAUUCCUGCCCCUGAUAACGCAACAAUGACAGCUAUGAUCAAGCGCGAGCACAAGCUUCGACAAACGCCUAUGUGUCAGCGGGCUCUCUUGUUGCCACUCUCAUCGAAACAUGAAAUCAAUCGCCAAAUUCGAUUACGUGUGGUGCGUGAAUUCAACCUCCCCGAUGCUGUGGCAGAUCUGCUAGAGAAUUCUAUGAAUCAAUGUAUAGAUGAAGUUGCUGCUAUUCAAAACGAUGAAAUGGAGGAGGACCAAACUCCGCCUCCAUCACCAGCAAUGGCCAACGAGACUACAGUACAAAAUAUCUCGCCAUGUUACAAUCGAAACAUGACGUUCCCGCGACAGCACCUUAGUCAUCAUCAAAAUUACAAUCGUCUAUCGGCUCAUCGAUCUGAAUUGCCGGCGAUUAUUACCGAGGGUGAUUAUCGUUUUCCACCCAUGCAUGAUGAUGAGAAUACGAAUUCGUGUCCGGAAGGGCAUCUCUCGGAUAUGAUGCCGGACGUGGCAAUGGCUACUGCAUCGCUAGGACAAUUACAUUUAUCAGGCGAGCCGCCGGAUAGUUUGCAACUGGAUUUAGGAGACGGGCCGAGCCACAUCAUGGGAGCGGCCGGAGCAAUUGGGUUGCGUGGCAUACAGCAUCAAAUACCAACGAAUAACUAUCAUCAUUUCAAUCAACGCUCGAAUUCACCGUUCGACGGAACCUAUCGUCCGGCGCAAGGACCGCAAGGAUCAUAUAAUUCUGGGCCACCGCGUUACUUAUAGAGUUUGAGAGUGGCCCCCGAUGCGGGCCUACAUUUUAGUAUGCCUUUUUGAUGAAUUGCGAUCGCGUAAAUGCAAUUGUUCAGUCGCAAACACAAAGCAAACGAAAAUGUUAAGCCAGAAAAGGAUAUCCAUUCAGUAAAAAAUAAAAAUAAAAACUACAAAAAAAAAAAUAAUUCAAACAUCGACAUUCGUCAAAGAAAAGCAUUGCGUUAAUAUGUCGAUAAAAUUUAUUCUAUUAGAAUUGAAAAUGGGAAAAGUCCACUUUUUCGAGUGUUUUAUUAGGAACAGCAAAAAAAGUUUAGUUUGCGUUAUUAUUUUUGAAUAUUCGAGAUAGCGUUGAAUGAAUUUCAUUACCUCCAAGGGGACAAAAACAAGUAAUUUAAGACGAAAACAAAUUAGAAUUAUCUCUCCUUCAUUUCGUAGGACACAAAAAAAAAACACAUUUUGGAAGUGGAGAUAUGCAAAUGCGCCAGAAACAAUUGUUUUUGAUCUCACGUCGCUUUUUAUCGUUUCCUGCUUACGGUUAGAGGAUCCUCUCUGUUUAUUUUACCCGCUGGGAGCUCGAUAUAAAUAUAAAUUACGAAGUUGUUAAAUUCUGCGAUGCCUCGAUGAUGAAUUUCGUUUUCGCACCUUUCAUUUCUAUAUUUUCCACUGACUUUUCCUUUCUUAUGUUUUGCGCGCAUGAAAAACUGUGAUCUUUUGAGAAAAACGGAAGCACGACCAUAGACAGACACUCUAACGUUAAAUUUGCUGUUGAUUUAAUUCCCAACAAAUUUUGAAAGAUAUUCCUUCUGAAGUAGAAAAGGAUGCUCAGUUCGUCCAUAGGAACGCAGGACCUCAGCGCAGAGUCCGCGUUCAAACACCCAAGUGGAAAUUUGCUUUCUGCACCCGUAUCAAUAUGUAAAUCUUGAAACAUUGCGCUCUGCAUGCAGUAGAAUCUAGUCAUUUUGAUUACGCCUCCACCGCAGCCCUCCUACAUAACACUGAGCAGAAAUGGGCAUCCUAGGAAGGAAGAACCUCGAAAAAUCCGAGCAAAUGAUUGCUGAAGUCAUUGAUUGGAAAUCAGGAAGACAGGUUUUGUUUGACGUAAGAAUCGCGAAUUGGAUCAUACUCAUGACCUUUGGAAUAUUAACAAAUUGAAAUGAACAAUAUAAAAUGUAUAAAAAGAAACGAAUAUAAUAAUUUUGAAAGGGAAAAGCUUUUCCCUUUGUUAUUUUGAAUUCAAAUCGAAACGAAUCGUUUUGGUAGAUUUACUGAAAGACAGACACAAAUUGACUAUUAUAUUUUAUAUUUACUCUUCAUUGAAAUUUAUAAUUAAAUUAUUAUAUUAAUAAUAUAGCGACUAUAUUAUACAUGAAACGCAUUAUCAUUAAUGUUAUAUAAGUUUUUAAACGCAAAAGUCUAAAAUACAAGAGAAGUUAUCACUGAAAAACUAUUUUCGAUGCUACUAUUAUUUUAUCGGAUAAGUUUAGGAGUAAACGAAGGACAAGAGAGUACAACGUUUACGUUGUCGUUUAUUCUUUAUUUCUCUUUAGUUGUUUAGUAAUUUAUUUAUUGAUCGAGACAAAUUAAACAAACGUAAAACAAUGGAACAAGAAAACCAAUAAAAAGAGAAAAAUUACAUAGAAAUUAUUGAAUUAAUUAAGAAGGUAAAAACAAACAAAAUAUUCUAUCAUUACUAUAUUCUUAUCGUAUAUUUAUAAUUGUAAUUUACAAACAAAGAGAGAUAAAAAGUGAAUAAUAAGAAAUAAAGAGAGCAAAGGAACAUAUUCUUGAGAAAAAUAAACCCAGAGUCGGAUAUAGAACACACUCCCAAACAGACAUACACAGAACAACAGAAAACGUUCAACAAUGUUAUAUUUAAAAUAUAAAACAACAAAUUGAAAAA